Oncorhynchus gorbuscha (pink salmon) is the source of this 513-nucleotide messenger RNA. RefSeq names its product translocator protein-like. Bases 1 to 513 code for a protein of 170 amino acids. The transcript is spliced from 4 exons. Gene Ontology annotation, cellular component: mitochondrial outer membrane. Lineage: Eukaryota; Metazoa; Chordata; Actinopteri; Salmoniformes; Salmonidae. The record is from RefSeq and is a predicted model, not a curated record.
AUGUUGAAGAAUACCCACAUUUCGUGGCUGCCAAUGCUUUGCUUGACUGCCCUUCCUCAUCUAGGAGGGCUCUAUGGAGGUUACAUCACACGCAAGCAGGUGAAUUCUUGGUACCCCACUAUCAACAAGCCGCCAUGGCAUCCACCCAAUUCUGCGUUGCCUAUAGUGUGGACUACCCUCUACACAGGCAUAGAGUAUGGCUCCUACCUGGUGUGGAAGGAGUGUGGGGGGUUCACUGAGGAUGCUGUGGCACCUUUGGGACUCUACGCGUUGCAGCUGGCUCUCAAAUGGGCCUGGACUCCCAUCUUCUUUGGUGCACACAAGUUGAAAAUGGCCCUCAUCAAGAUAGUGAUGCUGACUGGUGCUGUUGGAGCCACUAUGGCACCCUGGUAUCCGGUCAAUCACACUACCAGCCUGCUCCUGACACCCUACCUGGCAUGGCUGUGCUUGGCCACCUCCCUCAACUACUGCAUCUGGAGAGAGAACCCAGAUGAGGAUGGAAAGGAGGAGUAG